Messenger RNA from Mollisia scopiformis, 1029 nucleotides. RefSeq lists its product as uncharacterized. Bases 1 to 1029 code for a protein of 342 amino acids. NCBI's taxonomy places the organism in Eukaryota, Fungi, Ascomycota, Leotiomycetes, Helotiales, Mollisiaceae. The record is from RefSeq and is a predicted model, not a curated record. The transcript has 3 exons.
AUGGCCCCAUCAACGAAGAAACAGAAGACCAGUGAUGCGCCUCCGACUCCGCCGCCUCCUCCACCACCCGCGCUUGUCUCCUUGCCCGCGCCCAUUAGCUUUGGACGAACCGCAGAUCAUUCCAGUCUAUCUAUUAUGGUCUUCGAUCAACAGUAUUUAUGCCAUUCGCAAUUUUUGAGGACUCAUUCUGAAUUCUUCCGGCGCAUUCUCUCAACCAAUAGAGGCGGGACCUUCGAUCGCAAAGAUCGCCUUAGUGUGAGAUAUUACUUCGUCACCAAGCUCACAUCUCCCCACACGUGGGAGCUUUGUUUGCGUCCCAUGGAGGGUGUUUUCGAUCUUUCCGCCUUCAAAGGCGAUAUCGUCCACGACCAAGAAGCCUUCCACAACGUUCUCAAAGCUCUAUACUACCAACCCUAUAUCAUCAAGAGCGUUGCACAACUAGAGACUAUGGUCGACAUAGCCCAACGCUUGAACCUCCUUCCUAUCCUGUCCCGCUCUUUCGACAGCGUUAUCUGGCGAAGCUACGCUUUUAUCGACGAAAUGCCCAAGCAUGGCCGCAAGCUUCUGAACCUGGCAUACAAAUUGCGAAACCAUCUUCUAUUCAGGGAUGCGCUUUGCCACGCUGCUGGUGCCUGGGGACCGGCUGCCGAUAACACAGUGUUGGAUAACCCUGAGUUGAUCCGAAUCGUCGACAAAGAACGUAUUCAAAUUUCCAUCAUGGUCAGCGAAGCUCAAUCGAAGGUAACGGAGAUCAUUGCCAACGAAGAAAGUACUGAAGAGAAGAGAGGUGUCAAUGAAGUCAAGCUGUGGAAGAUCACUAAGGGAGGAAGCUAUCCUGGAACGCCUUCUUGGGCUCGGCAGGUAUUUGAGACUGGUAUCUACGACUGCAGUGAGCUGCUUAGGAGCAAUCUGCUCACUGACAAUGGAUUCAAUAAGGCUGGAGUGGAUGAGUGUAAGGAUAGAUUCUUGUGUGCUUGGAUUGAUACCGCGGAUCUUCCUUGGGAUCUGACGCAAAUUGACUGGGUAUGA